CACACUUGGUCCCGAGACGCCGUAUCCGUCGCGUACAGUAAUAACAUUAUCACCGCUCGCGGUCAUACAAUAAUAAGUUGAUAACCGAACGUUCGUAAUAAUAUACCUCAUACAGGCGUACGCCAUCCGGUAGCGCACCUCUGUACUUGGACGAUCUGUACGGGCACACGCGAGUUCGGAGAUUUUCAAAAAAAAUCUAUUAAGCACGAGCCGUUAGAAAAAAAAAAAAAAAAAAAAAAAACAAAACAAAACAAAACUCCGGAAACGAAUCGUCGAAUUAUUUUUCGCGAGAUAACUUUUACCGAAUUUACCAACCCGUCCUGUAUCAUCUUUAUGUGAUAAACCGCAGUAUUCGUAUUAUUAUUCUUUAUCUAAUAACGAACCAACUUCCGUAUAAAAUACAUCGGCUAUAAUACUAAUAUUUUACCUAACUAUUCUGACGAACCCGACUACGAACAAAAUGAUACGACUGUGAGUAUUUACCUAUAUAUAACUACCAACUACUACUAUUGUUUUUUUUUUUUUUUUUUUUACAUUUUCAGUGAAUAUAGAAAUUUAUUGGUUUGACUGUCAGCGUGCUUAUUUUUUGGUUCUGUUUGUAAACAAUUUUUACCAGAAAACAUGUUCCAGUCAAAUAAUGACAAAAACGGUUUUUUGUAGAAUUUUGUAUGGAUUUAAUAUUAAGGUGUAUUGGAGAGUUCAUUUUUUUUUGACUUUAUAUGUCGCAAUUGGGAAAAAUCGGAGAAAAAACGCGUAGGAAAAAUCGACAAAUUUACUUUGGGUAGUUAAAGAUUUUUUUAUUAUUUUCGAUUUUGUUUUCUACCAGAAAUCUUGUUUAGAAUUUCAAGAAUCGUCAAGCACUUUUUUUGACAGAAAAUGUCUAAUUGGUGCGAUGUCGUUUUUGAUUUUCUUUGUUGUUUUGUUGAAUUGGGUGAAACCGGAAAGAAACGUAGAAAAAAUGCAACAGUUUACGGCAUUAACGAUUUUUGUAAUUUGGUUUAAAAUAAUCGUAGAGACCUACGUAUUUUUAUAGAAAACGAAUAAUGAUCUUUUCUAGUCUUUGUACGAUUUUCAAAACAUUCUGUCGACUUUUUAGUUUUAUUCGAUUUUAUGUGGAAAAAUUGCUUGACCGAAUAAAAAUGCUUGCAAAUUUAAUACGAUGUUCAUUGUAAGUUGUACAUAGUGGAAAUGAUAAAAAAAAAAAUAAAAAAAGUUAAGCAUAUAAUGUAUUAAUGUACUAAAUCGAUUUUUACGAGAAUCGAAAAUAAUUUCAAAACAUGUUUAACCGAAUUUCACUCAGAAUCGUAUUUCGUCAGCAAUGACUUCUCGUUGCGUACAAAUAUGAAUUAAAUAACUAUAGUAUAUGUAUGUGUACAUAUAUAUUAAGAAACACAUUGUAAAUGCUAAAACUUUUAUUAAAAUUUUGUUUUCUAUCUGUGAACUUCUUUUCUACCAAAAAUCUUGCUCCAAUCAAAAAAUAGCAAGUGACUUUUUUGUUGAAAUUUGAUUUUUUAAGUUAUAUUGUGUCAAAUCUGAGUGUUACUGCUGGGUAGCUUCUUUCCUCGCUCCCUCAUGUCAUUAUAAUAUAUCUGAACGCUCAUAUGCUUAUUGUAUAUAACAUUACAGAUUAUAUGUAUAAAUGUUAAAAAAAAAAAGAUUGUGUCAAUAAUAUUUGGAAAUGUGAUUUUUCUGAAAAUAAAUAAAUAUCUUUAGUUAAACGUAUUAUUUUUAACAAUUUAACACACACACAAAUGUUUGCAUAACUGUCCGUGUUGUUCAGAGUACACAUUUAUUUGAUUAUUUAAAUUUACUUUGCCUUACCUAACUAUUUACCCGACAACUUCAAAGUCUAUAACUUUCUCAUUAAUCUAGUAUAAAAAACUCAUAAAGCAAAACAAUAUUUACCUAUAGUUAAUUAUCGUAACUGAAGUAAGAAAAUACUGUUGAUUUUAGAAUGGAGUGUUUUUUUUUUUUAAAUUUAUAUCAUUGAACGUAUAGUCGAAGAUUUUCAUUGACUUUAAAACAUUAUGUUUUAGCCUAAUAGUAUAACCCAAUCAUCACGUACAAAAUUAAAAAUUGAACGUUUUUUUAAAUGCCUAUAAUUUUUAGAGCGUAAACGUUAUUGACAUCUAUAUGACGCGUUACUUUUGUGUUACUAUUAUUAUUAUUUUGUUUAAAAUUUUAAAUUAAUUAAAAUUGAUGAAAACAUCAACUGCGAAAUGCACAUCCGCUUAAUUGGUUUAUAAAAGGGAGCACCACUUGAAAAAAUGCGUUGACCUUCGACGUUUUAAUAUUACGUUUUUUUUAUAUAACAACAAACGGUUGUAAAAUGUGUUCUAUAUUAAUAUUCAAAAUUCCGUUGACUUUUAUGAGUUGUGUUUGGAUUCGAAUAUUUAAAUCUUUUUUCGUUUUGAAUCUCUUAUUUGAUCUAUUAUCUUUUUGAAAGUACAUUAAAAUGUGUUCUUCGUGCAUUGAUCAUAUAAUGUCAGUCCAUCGUUUUUUUUUUUUUUUUUUUUUAUCAUUUUUAUUACCUACUUCGAAAUCUAAAUCUUUAUUUUUACUAGGAAUGAUCAACAUUCAUGAUCAAAACUCAUGAUGUAUGUAACUCACGAUGAAAAUUUGUUUUUAAAUAAUAUUUUGAUUAAAAUAUCACGCAAAUAUCCUGGAAUCGAUUUCUAUAUACAUCAUUCGCCCAGUAGAAUCGGAUGACAAUGAAAUUACUAUAAAAUUAAAUAUUGUGCAUUAUGUUACUGAUUAUUAUUACUUUUUUUUUUUAAUAUUUAACGUAAAAUCACUUCAUAAAUAUUUUUUAUUAAUAAAAAACAAAAAUAAUUUGAUUUAAAAAAAAAAAACAAAAAUGAACUUAGUGAAAUGCAUCGGUAAACCUAUUUGUUAUUAUUAUUAUUAGAGGUACAUUGUUAUUAUUUCAAUCCAAGUAUGUUUUCGGAUACGAAAAUAAAUGCGAUAGUAAAAAUAAAGUAUUAGUGCGCUUGAAAUAUUAUUUUGAAAUUGGUAUAAAAUAUUUUUUAAUUUACUCUUUCUAUUCCAAUUGAUAUUGAUAAAAUUCCUAAAAGAAUAUUAACAAUCAUCGAAACAUAGGGACAUUAUAAUGCACGCAUUUAGUUUGCUAAUAAGACAAGAAAAAUACAUAAAUAAGCAUUAAUAAGUGAUAUUUUAUAGCAAUAGCGAUGUAGAGAAGUGGUGAACCAAUAUGAUUUUUUUUUUUUAAUUUUUCCUAUAUCUGAUAUUUUGCUGAUAUAUAACUGAUAUAAAACCAAUAAUAUUGAUAUUUUGAAAACCACGAGUAUUAAUUAGUUGAUAUUGAAAUUAACCGAUAAUAAUUGAUAUUAGUCGAAACUCCAGAAUUCUUUCAUAUUCCUGAAACAUUAUAGACAUUUUUCUCCAAAUAUGUCGGAUUAAAAUAAAUAUUGGUUUCGAAAAAAAACCUUAUACGUAUUCAAUAUCCGAUGAUAUCCUCAAUAUAUCGGCCAAUUUGUCGGCUUAUGCCGAUGCUCACCACUAAUAAUAUCCUACAUGAUAAUAAUACGGUUUUAUUAUAUUCAAUGUACUAUAAUUAUAUUCGUAGUAUUCCGAAUAAAGUAUACUGAAUAUUUUAUAAAUCCUUUUUUUUUUAAGUAUUCAAUGUCUACUGUUUUUCGAAUAAGCAAUUUAAAAAAUUACUUGAUUCCUUAAAAAAAAAAUUCUUUUUCUCGGUCUUAUUUUAGUAUAUCUAUUGUUUAAUACUUAAAGUAAAAAUUCUCCGAUUUUUAUUGCUUUAAAAGAUGUGAAGUUUCCGCCCGGUGGUACUCGAUUUGAAACAUUUUUUGAAGUUCCCAACAGUUCAAACAUAAUGUUAUUUUUCAUCGUAAUUUUUCUUUUUUUAAACAUUUUUCUAAAAUAUUAUAAAUGCUUUCAGCAAGCUAUUAAGAAUAUUUUUAAAAAUCUAGUAGUAUAAAAUCUAGAAGUAUUCGAAUACAUAUUUUGAAUACUAUUUUUGUAUUUAUUCCUAGUAUUUUUAAAAAGUAUUUUACUGCUGUUAAAGGUUUGUUUGAAUAAUUUUACAUUGCCGGUUUUUUUUUUUAAUUUAUAACACGAGUAAGACGUAUGAAAAAUAAUCGUCCUAAUUAUGGAGCAGUGACAGUAGCUAUCUAAUCAUCGUCCUCUGUACUAGUUAGACGGAUUACUUUAAAGUGCAACGUCGGUAGGUACCCAUCUGCAGGUACUUAGGUAUGAAUGUCACGAAAAUCUUAAACCGUAUAUAGCGUUAUAAAAUUAUAUUCAUCGCCGACAAUCGUGAGUUGUUACAAAUUAAACGACGCGUAUAAUAAAAUGUACAAGCGUAUAAGGAAUGUAUUGUAGUCGUUUUUUCGAACCCGAGUCAUGUUUAGGUAGUAAACAUUAUGCUAUAAUAUUUGCUUACCUACAUUCUCAUUAUUUAAAUUUUUUCGCGCUUUCGCGUUUCCGUAGAAAUUGAAAAUACAUCAUAUUAUUAUGCUAUUAUUUGAAAACAUAAGUGGUGUCUUGGAUCGUUUUCAAUGAAAAUAAAUGUUUUGUCCAACAAAAAAAACCCGUUGUUCAACAAAAUAACUAUAGCUAUAAUUUAUAAUUUUUUUUUUUUUUACUAAAAUCGCGUAGUUUAUGUCAAUAUGUGUGCACUGUGCACAUAAUAAACAUAGACAGACAUAUUGCGUUGACAUAUUAUAAUUAUGUUUACAUCGUAUAGACGAGUGUUUCACAAUUUCACAAAGAAUAAUUUGGUGAAAAUAACAAUAAUAAUAUGUAAACAAUCAAUACGUAUACAGGUGUUAUACAGUGGGCCACCUUAAUACUUAAGAAAGUGUUAAUGUGGAGCGAAUAUAAAAAUAUGUAAAAUACUGAAAUGAUAAUAGGUAUGUCUAAUAUUAUGUUAAAAAACCCAUUAAAACUUCCUCGUAUCGUUACUAGAUUUACUUUUAAUGUGUCUGUUUGAUUUUAUUUGGAACACCUACCUACAAAUUGUAGAAGUAUUUAAAAUAAAUUUUAAAUUGAGUUGUGAAUACGUUAUAAUAUCGAUCUAUUCUAUUAUAUUUGUAUAUGAAUAAACACAAAAUUGCAGACAAAAAACAGUUAAAUAAUUACAUUUAUCGUUUUCAUUGCAAAAUUGUUAAAAGAAAUAUUUACUUGAGAAUCAAAUACGGACACAAAAUCAUCAUGUUGUUCUUAAUGUGUUUGAUUAUUAUAAUAAAAUAUGACAUAAUUUUAUUUAGGUAAAUUAAAAAAAAAAAAAAAAAACCGAUUUCGUUUUCAAUUAGUACUUACAUAAUAUUAGUACCAUACAAAAAGGGUUUUAACAUUUAAACGUGUAUCAAACAUGUUACAGAUUUAUAAUUUUAAUUAAUCCUAAGUCUACAUUUAAAAACAAUUCCCAACGUUGUCUUAAAUUGCGUUUAAUUAAGUGAUAGAAUAAAAUAUAGAGAGACUAUAAUGUAAACCAAUAUUAUUGGUUCACGUAUACCGCAGAAAAACAAAUAUGUUUAAUAAUACGUAUUAUUUAAUAGUAGGUACGAAGUUCGUCUUGAUAAAAUAAUCCGAUGUAGUGUAUCCGUGAGUGCCCCCCCCCCAUAAGGUAAUUUUCAGGGGAAGGACAUCGGACAUAGGCUGAUAGAGGGUGAAUUAAUAAGCCCCACGCGUCAAGGUUUAAUAAAAAUAAUUUUUCACGAUUUUUGAUAUUUUACAGUGGGGGACGUUUCUAUCUCUUUUACCUACCACAAUGGGCGCACAUGGGUAUACCUAAUAUUUUAAUUUUAUACGGUAUUUUCACGGUAUCAAGGCUAUAAUAUAAUAGUACAUAAUAUAAUCAUACUGUAAGUGCGAAUAUUUGUCCGUUAUUCAUCUGGAUUUUAUCGAACAAAAAAAAAAUUGAUCUAGAUUUCUAUAGUUAUCAUGCACGUGGGCAUAACUGAUUUUAUUCACGACAUAAACUGUAACCGGUUAUAAGAGAUUUAUGUUUGUAUCCGCCAAUAUAACCUUGCUAAGGUCAUUAUCACGCAGACACAAAAAGAAUUUCAUACGAAAUAAAAUUAUUUUUGUCCGCAAAUACCAAAUUAUGUUUUGCAAUACUUUUUAUAUACAAUAAGAACUUACACCAAUAUUUACACUAAAAAAAGAAAAAAUACUUGUUUAAUAUGAUUUUAUUAUUUCUAGACUAAAUAUUAAAUAUUUAAGAUUUUAGCGAAGAAUAUAUUGGUUUUACUAAGAUGAUUAUUUUUUUCUUUUUCUUCUUUUUUUAUUCUAUGUACAAAAAUUCUACCAGAAAUAUUGCUCCGAUAUGUACGCGCGGCACCAUUUUGAAAAGAAAUAUUGUCCAAAUGGUGCUUUUAGGUGGUCAUUUGUUUGAUUUCCCAAGUGGUUUUCAUAAUACCUGGGAAAAACCAGGAUAAAACUUAAAAAAACGGGAAAUUUACGAAAAUAAUGUUCUUUUUUCAAAAUUGUUGGUUGUUGUUAGUCAGUUAAAAAUAUUCGUAGAGCCUUGAAAUUUCAACAAAGAACUCAUAUUUACCUUUUCUAAACGUGGUAAAUAUUUAAGCCAUUUUUGAGCAAUUUAUAGACAUUUCAAUUUUACAAGUUUUAUACGUAAUUUUUAUUCGGUAGAUAUUGUGUGGUAACAUUUUUAGGCUUAACAGGAAUGUCUUAACAUUAAAAGUGUUACUUUGUGGUCAAAAAAAAAAAUUGAGUUUAAUAUCAAAUUUGACGAAAAUCGUUUGAGUUAUAUAUUAUGUGGAACAAAUCUAAUUUUUAAAUAUUGUAUUUUGAAUUUAUGUAUAUUGCUGAUUCAAGAACAAUAGUGAAAUCUGAAUUGAGCGGACUGAUUAAUUUUUGAAAUUAUAGCUUUUGAAGUUCUGAUAUUAUAUAUUAUGUUUAAUAAUUCUAUACUAUCUCUCUUAAAAAUAUUUGUCAUAUGGUCUAAUGGUUAUAAAUGCCUAUUAUCAUCCUAGAGAUCCUGAGCUCAAAUCCGGGCUUCAAAAAAAAAUUCGCAUUUUUUCCCCCUUUUACCUAAAAAAGGGAAACACAAAUGUAUUUUGGGUAUGCUUAGAGACCCGCGAGCCAUCGCUCGCUCAAUUUUAAUUACAAAAUAUCCCUCGAUUUGUUGUGCACAUUUUUCCACGAGAAAUCUUGCUCCGAUGUAUUAAGUGCACUUGUAGCUUAUAUUUUGAUUUUAUCUCAAUGGUAAUUUAAGGAGGCAAUUUUUUGAUAUUUCAAGCGGUUUUCAUAAUAACUGGGAAAAAUUGGGAUAAAAUGUUAGAUUAACGGAAAAUGUACGAAACGUACGUAUUAGUAAAAAAAAUAUAGCCUAUUUUUCUGUGUAUAACUUUUCUACCAGCAAUUUCGCUCCAAUUAAAUUUAAUGAUAGCACUUUUUCAAAAAGGAAAUCUGAUUGGAAAGGUACUUUAAGGAGGUCAUUUUUUGAUUUACCCAGGAGUAUUCCCAGCAAUCGUGAAAACCAAAAAAAAAUAUGGAAAAACCGAGAAAAAUACAGAAAAAACCGGAUAAUCGGUACAAUAUUAAAUUUUCUGAGAAAUUGGAAAAGCGAUACAUUUUUAAAAUUUAAAUGGAUAUCAUUCAAGAAACAGAUAGGUACAUUUUAUAAAUAUACAAUGAUAAAUUAUGCUGACCUAGUUUAUAGCCGAGAAUUCGCGAAUACUUGUAACGUCAGCGUGUCUUGUUUAUAGCAAAACGCGUGCGAAAAAUAUCAAUGAAUAAAAAAUAAAACAAUUUCACUCAUUUCGGCGAAGUCGACGAUAACUACGAUAGACACUCGUAAAUAAUAAUGUUGCAACUAAGAGUCAGAUAUUUAAUAUUCGUAGAAACAAUAUAUUUUGUCUUAAAUAUCAUUAAUUAAAAAUCAAUAAUAUUUUUCAUCAACACGUUUAACUUUAUUCUUCCAGACAAAGAGUCGAGUGUACGUCUGUAUAGGUACACUCCCUUGAAAAAUACAAAGACAAAUAAAUAAAUACGUAUUGCAAAAAUCACACGGUAUAUACGGUAAUUGCAAAGUUAUAGCCAUAAACAUGUGCAAUUUUGCGCAAAAUUUGUCUUUCGUUUUUUGAAUAUAUAUGUGAAUAAUUUAAAUACAUCGGUUUUCCUUUCUAAACGUGUUGGAUCGAUGCCAAACCAACAAAUUUGUUUGGAUUUAGAACAAACAGAACAAAACGAGUUUCAGCGUGUAUUUCCCGCACGAUGUGCAUGACACAUUCAAUGAGAGAUUUCACUUGGCCUAAUAAUUCCUAACAGUCGAAUCAAAUUUAUGAAUGCGAACGUUCGAAAAAGUAUUAAUUAAAAUUAGAAAAAUCGUAAAAAAAUGUAGACGUUAUAAUAUCUAAGUACCGCUAGAUUAAUAUAAAUCAUUUAUGUCUGAUGUUUUAAUCAGCUGAAGAAAUGAAAACCUUUUUUUUGAAUAUUUCAAAUAAAAAUAAUUGGAAAACAAAUAUUUGCUUGUCAUUUGAAAAUAGAAAGUCGACGCGACUUCGAAAUAGACGAGUCGCUGGUGUCUCACGUGGUGUUCGUUGUGCACUUACUUUAAUGGCUGUCAAUAAAUUUACAACUUUAUAGUAACAUCUUUUAUCUGAUUAAUAACUGCAAUUGAUGCACCUAUGUUUUUUUUUUUUUUUUUUUAAUGAUAAUUUAAUCACUGAGCGGGUUACUGUAGACAAUAUAAUAUUUAACGGAUAAAUUACGGUUUUCAAUCAUUGUACAUAUCAAAUAAUUUAAUAAUUAGGAGAUGGUUUUUAUUUUUAUUUUUUUUUGUUAUUACCAUUUAGAUUUUUCGAAAUGAUAAUUACAAAUAAAAUAAUAUAACGAGACGCAAAUGAAAUAUGAAUCACUGUAUCAUGCUGAUACUAUAACAAUUAAUUACAACUUUGACUACAACAGAGAUAUUGUAGUAUUGUAUAUAUUAAACAGGAAGGUUUAAUAUAAUGGUAUAAUUUAAGUGAAUAAUCAAUGGCGUCCAUAUUCAUAAAUCCGCGGAGGGGACAAUGCAUUAAUAUUUAAUUGGAUUUUUCAAUGAUAUUGACCUUUAUGUUAAAAUGUUAAUAAUAAUAACAUGCCAUACGUACGUACGGAAAAGCCAAUAGGAAACAUGCCCCUCUCCUUGUCCCCUCACGUCCCCCUGUCGCGUACGUGAACAAGUUUAUUGUUUAUUUAUUUGUUUAAAUAAUAUACGAACCAUUCACUGUCAUUUUUAACGAAAGUUAAAUUUACAAGUAUUAUAAUAUGUAGUAUAAAAUGAAACGAGAUGUUUUCAUUCCGCAUAUCUAUUAUAAAAAAAACCGCUGAUAAAGUCAUCAUUUUUCGGUAUUUUAUCUGAAUCGCGUGUAAUACUGCAGGCUGUCCUCCCACACAUACAUAAUAUUAUGAUAAAUCGAUAUAUAAGAAAGUAUUAAUUUUUUGGACUUUUUAUUGUUUUCGUUUUUUCUGAAAAAUUAAAAAACAAAAACUAAAAUAUUACGUUAUCGUUAUUUUCUGUUAACCUUUUGGGAGUGGACCGACUAUUUUUAAUUAUCAAAUAGUAACCUUUAUUACGAAUUCCAUUAAUAGACGGAGUAUUAGUUUAAAUAUUUGUUUACGGAAAUCAAAAAUGGCAACGCCAAAAUGUUUUUAAACUAAUACUCAGUCAAUUUAUGGAAUAUUUAAUAUAAGUUGCCAUUAAUAGGUUUAUAGGUUCCCAAAAUUAUAUGGUCGGUUCACCCCCCGAAAAAAAGGAUGACAAUAAUAAUAGAAACGCAACAUUUUAGAGUUGCAUGUUUUUUAAAUUUUCCAACGAAAAUUCCGAAAAAGGUCCAUACGUUCCAAGAUAUCGCCGUUGAUGUAGGCGGAAGGCGAGAUGUUUUUGAAAGCUAGAAUAUUAUUCAGAGUAAUUUAAUUUAUAUUUGUAUGCUCCAAUAAAUGUUUCCUAAUGAAAAAUGAUUCCGAGUAAAAUUCGGUUGAACAUAUUUUGAAAUGCCGUAGAUUUUACUAAUUUCUUAAAAAAUUGAACUGAAACCGGUUAGAAAAAAACUCUUACAUUUCGUGUACAUUUUUAUACAUUCAAAUAUUUGUUUUUACCACUGGUUAUUGCCUUUAAUUGUUAUUAAUAGAGACAAUUAUAAAAUGAUUACUUCAAUAAUGCACCAACUAAACAAAACUUGCCUCUAAAAACCACGUUUAUGAUUGAAGCAAGAUUUCUGAGUGUAUAGUAAAGUUUUUCAUAAACAAAAACAUAACGCAGUAAAAACAAUACAUUCCUCGCUACGCAUAGAAUCUUAACAAAUAGGUAGUUCCAUUCCGAAUUGUAUAUUUAUAAAACAAUUUUCGUAUAAUCAAAUAAAUUCAAUGUAUUUUCACACGUAUUCUAAUCUCUAACAAAAUAAUUUCUAAUUCCAUAUUAGAUUCUAAGACGAUCUAACAAUGAUGAUUAUUUAUUUUUUUUUUUUCUGUGAACAACUUUUUUACCGUAAAAUUCGCUCCGAAUAUCAUGUGUAACACUUUUUCAGAAAGAAACUUUGACUGGGGUAGUAGUUUAAGAUGGUAAUUUUUGAUUUUCCAAAGAUUUUUCAUAAUAUAUGGGGAAAAACGGAAAAAUAUCCAAAAUAUAUUAUUGUCAAAUCGUAAACAUUCGACCUUUUAAAACAUGUAUCUAUCUCUCGGUCUAUCUCGGUGUAUAAUAUGGGAAUAUUCCAGUUGUCAGAAAAAUGAUAAGACAAGUUCACCACAACGGAGUUAUCAAAAUUCUAAUCUAAAAAUUAUGUAUUCACAUAUAAUGUGACCAACUAUUAUAAUAAAUAUAUUUUAUGAUUCCACUUUGUACUUUUCCAGUAUCGAUUUUGGCUGCAGCCAUCGUUUGUAAUUAAUUUUCGUUUUCUUAUUACAAAUAGGUGUUCAAUAUUCGGUGUCUGUGUGGCAAGGAAAAUAGUAAAAUUCGUGCAAGAUAGAGAGCGAGAGAGCGGUUAUUAGUAGUAUCAAUUAUGGUAGCUAACUGAUUUUUAUGGAAUGCCUUAUCCAUAUGUUUAAUAUCUAUGGUACUGCUCGUUUAUUAUUGACCACGGGUAAUACAUUAUUAUCUUUAUUGAUAUUGAAAAGUAUGGUUCGUGUUAAGUGCACUUGUUUUAUAAAUAAUAUGCUAUGUAACAGUCGAUGUCAUCAUAAUCAAUCUUUAUGUAAAAAUAAAUAGUAAGAGAGAAAAAAAAUAUAUGUAUAGUGUAUUAAUUAUUGUUUAAAUUAAUCAAUCAAUUAAUUAUUUUGUAAAUAAAACAAUACAAGAAAUAUAGGUAAAAUUAAUUUCAUGAUUGUUUCAUAAUACUUCUUAGGUAACACUGUCAUUUAUAAAAAAUACAAUGUAUGGUUUACGUAGGUAAUUGUCCAUUUCAUGCAACGGAUGUCUGUUUCGUGCAAUGGAUGUCCAUAUUAUAAUGCAUUUUCGUCAAAAUGCACGAUCUGGACGAAUUUCACUAUCUGGAUAUCCAGUUCACGAAACGAGUGAUUUUAUUAUGUGGACGCGACAUCGGGCGUAUACAUAUAAUUUUGUCUUGUGUAAUUUUUUCUCUACAUUUUUUGGUCUAAUAGUAUCAUAAAUGCAUAUAUUUUCAAAAUGUAUAAUAUGUCUGGUUCGAAAUAUCGAAAACUAUACAAAAUUAACCGAAGCUCUUCUGUCUUAAGACAUAAUAUAUGUAUUUUUAAAUUAUUUUAAUUUUUAAUACAUUUUGCAUCAUGUUAUUGUAGGUUAUAAAAUUAUAUGGUACCUAUAGUGUUGUUAUAACGUCGUCAACCGUACCUACAUUUACCUAUAUUUUUUUUUUUAAUAGAGAUUUUUGGAAAUAUUAUAAAUUGUAUGUAUAAUAGGUGGCCAAGUCCCUAUAUAUUUAUCGGUUUAUUAUACUAUCAUUUUGCUUAGUUCCUACAAAAUCUUUAUUAUAGGUAAUACUUUACAUACGAUGACCUCAAUAUUUUUGUCUAUAAUGUUCGUUACAAUAAUUAUAUUUUCUCGUAACACACACACACACACACACAUAUAUGUAUAUAUAUAUAUAUAUAUUAUAUAAGUAUUAUUUUUAUGCAUGGUCUUUCCCUCCCCCCCUCGAUAAUUGUAUAUGAUCUUUUCGUCCCAGCGGGAACGUUAAAAAACUUAUGUCCGAGUUCAUCACAAGUUGCGGAACUUCAAUCACAAUCUUUUUUCGUCGUUAGCGAUGAUUAGCGUUAGCGAUUAAUGUUAGCGUUAGCGAUUAAUGUUAGCGUUAAUGAUUGAACGUUGAGAACAUAAUUUAUACGUAUAAAUUAAAUUGCCUUACAUCUACCUGUACCAUCUCAACCCCGCAUCUAAAACAGUGACGUACGCAUCAGGAACAGUAUUCUGUACGGUUGUACCCACGAGAAACGUUUAGCGAUUGGCUUUUAUGGACGUAUAAUAGGUAUUAUAAUAUAGUUAUUUAGUUCACAGACGCGCACCGGAAUAAAGAAUUGAAGUAUGAAAUCCAAUAAAUCCGAUAAAUCUCCUACCGCGUUACCGACGAAUUAUAAUUAUAUUAUUUCGGAUGUACGUGCGGGCUUGAUAUUUUAGAUAUUAUUAUAAAAGAGAAAACGAACACGAACGACGUUAAAUCGUUUUAGUGCGCGAUGACGGAUGUAAACGCGUGUUUAUUUUUACGGACAGUGAUUUUAUAUAAUAAUACAUUAGAAAAAAAAAAAAGUGAAAAAUUGAAUAAAAAUAAAAAUCGUCGAUAUUGUUACAAUAUUUUAUUAUUACAUAGGUAUAAAGGUAGGAGUAAAGGUGUACUCGUUGUUUAUUCGCUAUAAUAUGACGACAUCAGACAAUAAUAAUAAUUAAUACUAAUAAUAAUUAAUAUUAAUUAAUAAUACCUACACUGCCUACUGGCUAAAAAUUACAAUUGUCUAUACCUGCCUAUGGUACCCGCAUAGUAGGCAUAGUAAAUUAUGCGACGCAUUGUUUUUAGGUACCUGAUAUUAUUAAGUUAUUGAAAACAGAAGAGUAGAAAGUAGGUUUACCUAAUGUUUCCGUUGUUUACUAUCGAAAUAUAUUCGUGAAAAAUUUAGCUCGACUAACAAAUGACCACCCCGGUGCUGCCGCAAUAAUUGCGGGAGGCGCAAUACGUUCCUUUCGGUAUAGGCGAUUCUACGACGGCUAAGACGGUCGGUACCUAUAUUGCGUGCUCGAGUAGACAAUUUAUAACGGCAGUAAAUUGGAAACGAAAACUAUUUCAGUUAACAAUAAAUAAUCUACAAUAAUGGAAUUCAAUGACUGCAGUGAGUCUAUUAUGAAUCGUUUCUUAUAUUAUAUUAUUUAUUAGGUAUUCGGAUAAUAAAGGAGAAAUCAUCACGUUCCCAAUUUGAAACAACGAGUAAACACACCCGAUAAUAACGAUAUGUCUAUCAGUCAUAUACCUAUAUUUAAAUAAACACAGAAUAUCUGCGGUGUCUGCGGUCACGGACACACUGCAGAAUCGCAUAUUAUAAUACAUUAUACGCAUAAAGCGUAUAAUAUUAUGAACUCUCGACGGAUAGCACAUGCGUUAUUUUCUUAUUCCCGUCUUGACUUGGGAAAUAAACAAAUAGUACACAAACAAUAAUAUAAUAAUAUUGUUCCGAGUGGCAGUACUCCGAGCAUAAUAUUAUGUUUAUUUGUACCGACUAUCAAUAUCAGGUAUCAAUAGAAAAAUCGCGUGUAGUACACGCGGUAGAUGAAUUUCUAUACCUGUGUAUGUAUUUAAUAACGCAUUGUAUUUUUCGAUUGUACUGCAAUAAUAUUGUAUGUCCAUAUUUGAAAAGAGCCGCAAGCUAUACGGUUAAGCCACUGUUGUAAGUGGAGAGUUUGGAAGGUUAGAGGAUAAUUUAGUUUGUAUGCUGAAAGCAACGGUAAAAUAACAACAAUCGAAAAACUAUUCUGAGCGGAGCUCGUUAAGGCGUCACGGUAUUAGUAUUCUCCCCGCGUGUAGCCUGCUAAGUACAGCCUGCUGUAGCGUGCUAACCCAGUAAUCAAACCACCAUAUCGCGUCAUUUGUUUCAGGUUUUUUUUUUUUUUUUUAGGCAAACUUCCGUAACUCAUUAGUUUUAAUUUCUGAUUUAUUUUUAAUGGUCAACCAUAAGAGUUUUCUGAAUUACUAAUGAAGAAAUUUAAAAAGUAUUACUAAGAGUUAAAAAAAAAUAAUGUAAUUUAAAAAAUGCAGAGUUAGAAUUAUAAUUAGUUUAGUUUUGUUGUUUUGAACAUUUAUAAAAAGUUAUUUACGACAGUUUUUGUUGCGAGAGCCGAUAUGUGAUAAAAAUGCACAAAGCGUCCCAAAAAAUAUACAUUAAAACAUAUACAGCAUACACGUCUACAGCAAAAAAAUAACUGAUUCUGAAAAUUGAAAUCCUAAGGCAGAAUCAAUUAUUAUUUUUAUAUGUAAUUAAUUAUUCAAGUUGGUAAAUGAAAAAAAUUAUCAUUAUUUUCUUUAACGGCUAAUUUUAUAAAAGUUGAAGAUUUAAAAGAAAGAAAAAAAAGAAAUAAUAUUAAUAAGUACCUAGGUUAUAAUGUAUUGUAUAUUAUGAUAAUUAUUGUUUACAUACUAAUUUCAUUUAAUGUAUUAUUUAUACAAUUAACAUGUAUAUAAUAUUAUGUGUAAUGAAGAGAAUCGAAAACAAUGAACAAACCAAAGUUGUCAAAAAUGAAAUUGUAAUUUUAAACUUUUAGAUUCCGAGCGCAGUGAAGAAUGUACUGGUUUUACGAAGAUGUUUAUUUUUUUUUUAAAUUUUGGAUUCCGAGUGUAGAGAGGGAACUAUUGGUUUUACUAAGAUGUUUAUUUCUGUUUUUUUUUUUUUUUUGUUCUAGUCUGUGGACACGUUUUUUCCUAGUAAACUUGUUCCGAUUUUUAAGCUUAGCAUCUUUUCUGAAAGCUCAAGUUGUCUGGAUUGUACUUUAUAAAAGUCACGUUUUGAUUUUCGACGCCGUUUUUUAUAUACAAGCACAUAAAUACAUACAUUAAAAUACAUAUUCUCACAUACAACAGUGGUUCAUCUAGGUGCAAAGUAUGUCCGUCUUUUUAGAACUAAUGUUUUUAUUUCGUCCCGUAUUCAUUCAUAGUAUAAUAAUACUAUAUAUCUAUUAAUUAAUAUAUUUUAAAUUUGCAUUCCCGUAAUUAACUAAAGCAUUUAUACAAAUCCACCGACGUCAGACACGCUCGUCACUGGAUAUAUUAUUAUUAUAAAUGAAUAGCGAAUAAAAACAAAUUGAAAUUCAACGUGUGCCCAAUCAAUAAAUAUAAUGAGAGAGUAUUAUAGAACAAUAUUAUCUAUAAUGAUUAAUGACAUUUACGUAUUCAAUUGAAUAUAUGUAGGUACACAUUUGAUUUUAAACACAGAUUGGAUUAGAGUAUAUUUUCGCAACGUAAUUUUGCUAUAUUGCAUCUCGUUAGAAAGGCAGAAAUGGUAAAUUAUACUGUGACGUCCUCUUGAGAAUAUUCGAAUAAUUCCCUUUUAAUAAUAAUAAUUGAUAAUAGUAUGUUAUUUAAAUAAAAUCGCCGAACCUAGACAAUGUUAGAUGAAAAUCAAUAAUAAAAUAUACUUGAACUAGACAAGGUCUUGAAGAAAAACUGAACUGAGUUCAAUUUUAUGCUUAUGAACUACAGUUCAUAAACGAAUUUAUGAUUUAAAUCUAUGAUCCGAGGUCCGUGUUAUAAAACGAAUCAAUAUCAGAUACCGACUCCGUAUAGACCAGAGGUUCUCGAACUUUUUUUUUUCGCGUACCACUUAUAUGUAUUAUGGAUUCGUUAUAUACCUACCGCUUAUAAUUAAACACAAACAGACAUAUUGGCACAACUACAGGGGUGUGAAGGGAUGCCAAAACACCCCCAAAUUUACUUUAAGCACCCCCAAGUUCCAUGUCUUUGUAAUUUCCAACAUCUAUAGUCUUAACAAUGUAAUUUUAUUUUUUAAGAUUUUAUUAUCAGUUUUUUUUUUCUUGUAUACAGAUUAUAAUGUUUAUUAUUACAUAUAGACUAUAAUUUAAAUGUUUACCUACUUAUCUGUUGAUUUAAAAAAAAAAAAAUAAAAACAAUGUUUUGGCAACACUUAAUAUUAUUAUUGAUAUUUUUGUUUAUCAGGUACAGCAAAAGCGUGUGGACUGUAGUUUUACAUUUGUUCACGGUACAAUUGCUACUGUACUCGGCGAGUAGUGCUGACGAUAAUAAUUCCACCGACAACACCCCGUCGGGUGCUGAAUUCCUCAAAAGCGUCAUUGGCAACUUGCACCGUCCCAACCGCAAGGUGUUUAACGCCCGGAUCGAUGUCAACGAAUAUAUACCCAACGACGCUUCGCACACGAGCCCCGGCAACGAAUUAAAAAUCCUAUCAAGACAACCUACCAAUUUCAUGGCACAACAAAAAGUAUGUGUAUCAUCGCAUUCAUUUGGAUCGGCCACAUUUGUCGAAUUUCACUGAUAUAUAUUGCGCUAUAUUCUCCCGCUAUACUUGUAGAUACUUUUAGCGGUCCCCUUUGGACCAAAAAUAAUGAGCUCAAACUCGGCCGAAGUUAAAAUUGUCGUAUGAGUGUAUUGAAGUGAUAAAAGUUGAGUUGAAUUUCAACAUAAAUUUCAUCAUAUUGGGGCGAGAGUGAGGGCGUUUUUAAAGCCAGGAAGAUGCAAUUAGAUACAUAUAUAUGCAUGAUGUUAUAGUAUCAAGGAUGUGCCUUUUGGGUUUUUAACUUUUCACCUCUCCCCUCCCCACUAUUUCAAUGCUUAAAUUUCAAUACUUAUUUAGGGAGUAGUAUAGUUUUAGUCAAUGUUAUUUUCGUGAAAAAACUAUACGGUAUACACUUAUUUAUGAAAUUGAGCAAGAAAUAUUGUGAUUUCAUAAGUACGAAACUAAUCAGAUUCAACCAAUCAAAAAGUCGAUCACUUCGCUUGUGAACAUCUAUAUUACAAGGCUCUUAUAUAGUACAUUCACAAAUUCGCAAACUAUACAAAUAUAACUUGUUCAAAAAUCCACAAAUUUAUUAUAUGAACAAUUAAUUUUCCAUCAUUAGUUUAGUUGGUAAAUAAAUUUGAAUGUGGAAAACUCAAAAUGUAUUUUAUUAUACGUCAAAGCCGUAAUAGCUCAUUUAUUAUUAAAAUAAUUUAUAAUCACAAUGAUAUAGAGCUUGAAAAUGAUUCAUUAAAACUUCUGAAUCAAUAUUACAAAAAUAUAUGCAGGUCUGUUCUAUUAAAAAAAAAAAAUGUGAAAAAAAAAUAGUUCGCCAUAAAAUAUAAGGAAGAAAAAAGAAAGCAAAUUAAACGGAAAUCGUUCCUUAGUUGAAAAUUCGACUCUAAUGACGGAUCUUUGCUGCUCGGGAUGGUUUUUUAAGGUGUACAUAAAAUAUAUACAAUAUUAUUAAUAAUUCUUAUUUUACAGAGUCAUACUAAUAUGAAUCGACCGACUCCAUUAGCUGACGCUAACAAUAACAACCAAGGUGAAAAAAUGGCAAUGUUCGCUUCGCAAAUGGCACCUCAAUUUAUGAAAAACGAAUUCUCGGAUUCUCAACACAAAAUAGUAUCUCAAGGACCGCCUCAACAGAUCAGCUCGGUACCACCCAGUAACUUUCUGUCGCCAAAUUUAAUUGAAGCUCUUUCAAGUAAAAAUUAAACCAGACAAUUUUAAUUAUAAUAUUAUAUUUUAUUAGUUAUUACCUAUACGCAAUAACCCAUUAUGUCUUUGAGUAUCCAUAUGGUGACGAACAAUUUUUUUCACAAAAUAUUUGACCAUAAUUUCAAAUAUUCACCACUUUCUAUCCUGACGUUACCAUAGGGCAGACACGGAUCCCGAACAAAAAUCUGAGGGGAAUGCAACAAUUUUUUUAAAACACAAAUACAACUAAAAUAUAAUAUAUUGCAUUAUGUAUGUUAUUUUUUCAUACAUAUCAGUGAUUGGAAUAUAGUAAUAUCAGGAUCUAUAGAAUUAUAAAAAUAAAAAAUCGGAGAAAUAAUAUGUCUGGGGGGACCUGGGCCCCUAGGCCCCCCUUGGAUACGUCCCUGCCAUAGGGUGUCAUCAAAUACCUCAUUGUUGGGUUAAAAAAUAAAAAAAUUAUUUUAACGUUUUUUGAUUAAAAAUGAAUUUUAACCAUAGUUAUAUAAAAAAAAAAUUUGAAUUAAAAAUAAAUAAACUUCAGACCUAAUGGGUUAAAGCGUUGUUAAAAAAAUUGACUGUUACAUGUAAUCAGUGACAUUCAGUGGUCAAAUAGAAUCAAUAUUGGCGAGACCUUAAAAAUAUUAAUCCAAAUAAUCUACAAAAAAAUAAUGUACUACGGGAAACUUAUAACUUCUCCCAGAAAUAGAUGUUGACGGUGUGUUUAAUGUUUAUCCGCCCACAAUACUUCAAUACUUAAGAUUUCCAUAUUUCUCGUGUUGGCUUCUAAAUACAAUAUUAUACAUUUGUAACAUGAUGAUAGGUAUAGGUAAUUGGUAAAAGAAGAUUGUUCAUUUAUUUUCUCCGAAAAAGCAACAAAUGCAAUAAUAUCGAUAGAUAUUAGACGUAGCCGUUACUGUAUUGUACUGUAAUACCUUUUAAAUUGAAUAUACCCAGUAUAACCCAGAAAUCGGUAAAAUUAUAAUUGAUAAUAAAACUCUAUUCGUGUCUUUCAUAUAAAAUAAUAUUGAACAUAAAAAAUGAAUUUGCAAUGUUUACAUUUGUAAACUUAUUGAAUUAAAUUUGUCAAUAUUCCUGGCCUAAGACCUAAUAGUUAAUCAUGUAAAAAUAAUAAUCGAUAUUCGCAUUAAUCUGAAGGUACACAAUAUAAUAAUGUUAUAAUACUAUUGCUAAUAAUUUCCUACCAAUGUAAUUUUCAUGUAGGUAUAUCUAUACCAGUAUCCCCAUAUUAGAUUUGAAUAUAUUUUCAUGCUCGUUAUUAGAUACGUGUAAUUUCUACACGUUUAAUUGCCCGUAGUGACGUAGUGUGCUUCUGACCUAGUUUAAAUACCCAUUUAAAUAAUACAGUUCAUCAAUCCGCAUUUUCUGAAACGACGUUUUUACGACCGUUUUUUUAUAUAUAGCUGCGUAGGAUAAAAUAUAUUAUAGAUAUCAUAACACAGUAAUAAUAAUGUUUGAAGUAAAGGCGGCGCGAACUAUUUCAUCGAGAUUCACAUUUCACUUGUAAAACACUUCUAGCUCACUAUAGCUAUAGAAGCUACUAUUGACUUUCCGCAUAGAUGCAAUAUUCCACAUAAUUUUUAUUUUAUUUUGGAGUCGAGCCGCCAUAAUAUUGAUUAAAAAGACUAUGUAUGCAUUCUUAUUGUUACAUUUUUAAUUUGGGGGGAGAACUUCAUUGAGUUUUUUGAAUCUACCCCACCUCCUAUUGUACCAAUGACUAUCCACUAUAAAAAGCAAAUGCAUUAUAGUUUUCUUUCGUACACAAAUGCCUAUUUAGGCACCAAAGUAACUAUCAAUCAUCUAAUCGUUAGGUAUUUAUUUAAUAAAUUACAUACGUGUAAGGUUAAGUUUUGUUAAUACUUCAUAUUAUUCGAUAUUUUAAGUGAAUAAAUGGUACACUUGUUUUCUUUUACCAGUAUAAGAAUGAAGAGUAUGAAGAAUUGUUUUUCCAAUUUUAGAGAUUUUUAGAAAUCAAAAAAAAUUAAAUUCACAUAAAUCUAAACUAAUCUAUUCUAAUAGGUACUAAACUAACACGAAUAUUCAGUGAAAGUAUCAGUCUAUACAGUUAUUUCGUAAUGAAUUCUAAAAAAAAACCAAAUAGAUUUUCCCAACGUUUUUUUUUUAUCGAAUUUUUUCCAUUUUUAUUACUUAUAGGUAGGUAAAAUAAAUAAUAAAAAAAAAUAAAUGAUCUAUACCUAAAACCGUGAAGUUUUUGAUCGGAGCAAGUAUUCUGAACAAGAAUUUGUUGGAAAACAGAAAAAAACACUGCACAUGCCAUCAUAAAGUGUUUAAUGUUAAUCGAAUCCUACAAACAGUUUGUCGAAAAUUGUAAAAAAUCUGAAAAGUUUACAACAAUUGUUGUAAGCAGUUACACUAAACAAUCUCACUAAGUCACAUUGAUUACUCAACAAGCAAACCAGUACAGUGGCGUGUUUACGAGGGGAGAUUAUGGAGAUAUAAUUCCUACCUUGACCCUUUUCAGUAUCUAGUAUUUGUAUGACUAUCUACUUUUAAAUUCAAAUAUGUUUAUAUUUUAGUCAGAAAAAUUAAAAUUAUUAUGUAUUCAGUAGGUUAAUAUCUACUAGUUAAAUUAUUAAAAAAAAAACUGAACGUACUUAUACAUUUUCUUAUUCAAAACGAAACUUGCCCGCACCACUGUAAUAUGAAGGAAAUUAGAUUAGUACAUAAAUAGUAAAUAAAGGAAAUAAUUACUUACCUAUAGUAGGUAACCUACAGUUAAUUAUUUUCAAGUAAAUUACAGUUAUUGAAUUAUAAAUUAGAUUAGUACUUACAGAAAUAAAUCAAUUAUUAAAAAUUGAUAUCUUUUUAUAAGCCUGGUUGCACAUUAUAAAAUUAUGACAUAAUUUGCAAAUUUUUUAUCUUUCUCCUUGCCAAAAUCCUAAAUUCGUCAUUGGCGUAUAGUUGGAAACAGUAUACGAAAAUAAACUCGCUAAAACACGUCUGUAGUAAAACCAAAAAAAAUUGUGUUUAUCCUGCAGGCGAAUCCGUGAAACCGGACGGUACGAUUAACGGUUACAAUUACUUCUUUUACCCACUGGACAACGAGGCGCUCCAGCAGCUCCAGCAGCAACAACAAUCACAACAGCAGAUUCAGCAGUACAACAACGCCAACAACCACGAGAUGCAGCAACAACAGCAAGACAACUCGAUGGCUGGUGGCGGCGAUCAAGACAACCAUGCAAUGACCAAACCCAAGGUGGAACCGCUGUUCGUGGCCAUGGCUGGUUUCGUGGGCGUAGCUGUCGUGUUCCUCAGCGCACUCAUGUUCAUACCGCGACUGCCGAUACCGGUGCUCGGCACCAAAGCCGCCUUGAAACGCGCCCCUGAAGAAUUGGCCACCCUGACUAGACUGGUCGCUGAGUCCAUCGACGGUAAAGACUGUACCGAGAGAAUAGCCUGCGAGGUGGGCCGAGCCAUGCGAUCCAUGCAAUUGGAUAACAAACCCAUCAGGUACCGAGUUUUAAUCGAUUCUAAACGCGUAAUCACAUAUUCAAAAUUAUGGCCAAAUUUCGAUAAUUUUCAAACGUUAUUAUCUCCAAAUCUGACAACAAUGCAUAGAAUAUACUAUUUUUAGAUUCGGAGGGGAGCGAGAAAUGCAUUAGUUUCACAAUGAUAUUUAUUUUUAUUUUUAUUUGUUUUUACCGUUGAACAACUUUUAUACUAGAAAUUUUACUCCGAUUUUCAAGUGUAUCUAUUCCAAAAAGAAAUUUUAUCUGGGUCUGGGGACUAGGUGGAUUUUCAUAAUAAUUGGGAAAAACGAGAAAAUGUACGUACAUGUAUAAAAAAAACUUAGCUCCGAAUCGUUUUUCAUUAGCAAUACUUCAUCGUUGUGUAUAGAUAAAAAUGGAAUUCCCCUCCAUAUCCUACUUUCCCAACUUCUCACUAACAACAGUUGCCCGUCGUGCGAAAUAUGUCAGUCUUUUUUUAACGGUGGGCAGUGACGUAUUGGAGGGUAUACGAGGGUUUACGAAACGGAUCCUUAUUUUCGGAUUUAUGCGUUUAUCUCGUUAUAAAUUCGUUAAUUAUAGGUAUGCGCUAACUAAAAUUAUGUACUUGCAUUAAAGAAAUACGCGAGCUUUUAAUUAAUCGUCACCGUAUAAUGGUAAAAAAAAAAAAUAAUAACAAUAGGUAAUAUUAUUAUAAUUAUUAUUUUAUUGUAUAUUCUGUCCCAAAAGAGAGCAGACCGAUAGACAAAUUUAGAAUGUAAAUCUUCAUAGCGGACAUCCUGCUGAAUCUAUUUAGUGCACCGUUUUAUUUACAUCGCGGUUCGAUUGAAUGUUGUACUAAAUUCGUAAUAUUGGUUUAAAUUUUAAAACAAAUUCAUAAUUACCUGAAGAUUUAUUAGACACUAAGUAGGUAGGUAAUUUAAUUUUAAAACUAUUACCAAUAUAAAAUGUCAGAAGUAUGCCAGUAAAUAGUUAUUUACGAUAGGUACACAUACAGGCAAUGUGUUGGUGUAGUAAGUGAUUAGGUAGUUUGAUGUAAGUGAAAUGUCAUUUCGAACGUAAUGAGAAACAUUUUUUUAGGGGUUUAUUCGGCCCAUUUUAGGUGCGUAUACCCAUACGCCAUUGGGUACUUAUCUAUGCCUAAUUUAUUUAAGCCUGCUAUAACUUUGUCAACUUAUUAAACCGUUUCAGAAUGAUGGAAAUAAUACUUCCACCGGCAGUAGCAAAACAGUUGGCCCAGGUCAGAAGGUCUGCUUCGAGGAAAGAACAAUGCCAUUUCAUUAUGUGUAAAAAGACUGAGGGUACGUUAAAAAUGGUGGCGAAACUGAAGAAAACCAACAACAAUGCCAACACAAAAACCAUCCACGACGUUAAAGAAAUUUUUAAGUUACAAUAGUAGCAACCGACACGUACCUAUAGGUAUAUGUGUGUAUAUAUACAUACAUAUACUUGACACAUGACACAAUAAUUUAUUAUAGAUUUUAAGUUUAUUUAACGAAAUGUAAAAAUAUCUCAUCUUUACCUAUAUAUAGGUAUGUAGUUCACUUUUCCUAUAUCGUCGCGGCCAUGCAUAAAGUGUUAAAUAACUUCAAAUAACAAAUUAACACUUGGUCGAAAUACAAAAACCUAUAGUUCGAUAAGGUAUACAUUUUACAUUUCCAGUGGGUCUCUUAUUUUACAUUUAAAUGCAUAUAACUGCUGUAUGAACUGUAUUAGGCAUACCUAUUAUAAUGUAUUACACUUGCUUACUUUUUGCAUGACAGCGACGAUAUUACUAUUGUUUAAAUGUUUGAAACAUAUAAAACAAUAGAAGUGCCCAAUUGGUAUAAUAUGUGUAUCAGUAACGUGGCAUAAGUAAUGUAUUGUAUUAAAUGGGCAUGCAAAAUUAAAUUUUAUUUUAAGAAAAUUGUUUAAACCAAGUUGGACCCCAUGAAAAGCUUUAAAUUUAGAUUAAAAUUAGCCUUUAACGAUAGACAAAUAAUAUUCUGGUAAUAUUGUAUAUAGUUGAGGAUAUUUGGUCAUAAAAUAUAAUAUUACUGGGAAUAAUUCUAACUUUAAGUUCUUUUGAUUUUUUUUUUUAUAUAGGUACUCAAAUCGUUUUUAGUAAAUCAAAUACAAUUUACAAUCAAAGUACUAAUCAUGAUCAGUGUUAAUUCCAGACAAUUUUUCUGGGGGGGGGGAAUUACUAAAAUUAUAGUACUUUAACUAAUUAAUUACAUAACUUAAUUAAUUUACCCACAUUUAACAGGGUGGCAAACAAAAUUCCAAGGGGGCUAAAACCUUCCCUAUCAUACACCUGGAUUCAACACUGAUCAUGAUUAGAAAUGCAGGUAUUUAAUAUAAAAACAGAAAAACAAUAAGAACAUGUUAGUGUAUUACAAUAUGAUAAUAUCCAAUAUGUUUACUCAAAUUUUUUAUUUAUUUUCCGUGGUCAUUAUUACAAUAUAAUAUGCCAUAUAUACCAGUGGUUUUCAACCAGUCCAUGGUCAAUAAGCCUGUCAUUAGUGGUCCGUCAAACUAUUUUGUUUCCUAAAAAAAAAAAAUAAAUAAAUUGAUGGCAGUGUAAUAUGAAUAUAUAUAUAAAAAAAAUAGAUUUAAAAUAAAAAAUUAUAGAUCAUCACAUUUCAUCAGAUAAUAACUAUUAUUGGGAUGGUCGAUAGUAACAUCUUGUUUUUAUCAUUGGUUUGUCAUUAUAAAAAGAAAUCAUUAGUACAAAAAAAAUAAAAUAAAAGGUCAUCAGAAAAUUGAGGUGGUCCAUGGUGGCACCUAUCAAAUGUUCUCAAGUAGUUCAUAGUAUCCAAAAAGUUGGGAACCACUGAUCUAUAGACAUUCAAUACUUCACGCCGUGUUACUGAUAGAAUAUUAGGUAAAGUGAACUGUGUAUAAUUAUUUAUUAUUUUAUUUAUAAUAAAAAAAAAAAAAAAAAUGCUCAAUAUAUAAUCUUAGUAGAACUGAUAGCUGUAUACAUUAAAUAAAUUAUGCAAAGGAAAUAAAAAACAAAUUUAAUUUUUUCUCAAUAA
Messenger RNA from Cinara cedri, 24109 nucleotides. The record is from the annotation of a GenBank genome assembly. Lineage: Eukaryota; Metazoa; Arthropoda; Insecta; Hemiptera; Aphididae.